CUGUGACAGCUAGAGGUCUUUGUGUUGUCUAAAGUAGCUGCAUUAUUCAUCCUACCAUAUUGGAUCAUUUACCUAAUUCAGGGCUUUGGCUAUUCAUUUCAAUCUUUAUAAGCUGAUACAUGUGCUAGUCUUAACAACGCAUUGAGCUGUCAUACUUUGACAAAUUAUAUUGACAGAGAUAGAAUUCCUCACGUCAGUUCUCGCCAAGUCCAGGAUCGAUUUUUUUGGGGAAUAAUGCUUUUAGCAGGGUUAGUCUGGGGGAAUAUGAGCGGCGCUCGGAGCCGUAAUGUGUGUCUGUCUGUGUGUGUCUGUAAAAUGAGGAAACACUGGCAGGAACUACUGAAGUCCUUUAGGGAGAAACAUCAGCAAGAACUACUGAAGUCCUUUAGGGAGAAACAUCAGCAGGAACUACUGAAGUCCUUUAGGGAGAAACAUCAGCAGGAACUACUGAAGUCCUUUAGGGAGAAACAUCAGCAGGAACUACUGAAGUCCUUUAGGGAGAAACAUCAGCAGGAACUACUGAAGUCCUUUAGGGAGAAACAUCAGCAGGAACUACUGAAGUCCUUUAGGGAGAAACAUCAGCAGGAACUACUGAAGUCCUUUAGGGAGAAACAUCAGCAGGAACUACUGAAGUCCUUUAGGGAGAAACAUCAGCAGGAACUACUGAAGUCCUUUAGGGAGAAACAUCAGCAGGAACUACUGAAGUCCUUUAGGGAGAAACAUCAGCAACAACUACUGAAGUCCUUUAGGGAGAAACAUCAGCAGGAACUACUGAAGUCCUUUAGGGAGAAACAUCAGCAGGAACUACUGAAGUCCUUUAGGGAGAAACAUCAGCAGGAACUACUGAAGUCCUUUAGGGAGAAACAUCAGCAGGAACUACUGAAGUCCUGUAGGGAGAAACAUCAGCAGGAACUACUGAAGUCCUGUAGGGAGAAACAUCAGCAGGAACUACUGAAGUCCUUUAGGGAGAAACAUCAGCAGGAACUACUGAAGUCCUUUAGGGAGAAACAUCAGCAGGAACUACUGAAGUCCUUUAGGGAGAAACAUCAGCAGGAACUACUGAAGUCCUUUAGGGAGAAACAUCAGCAGGAACUACUGAAGUCCUUUAGGGAGAAACAUCAGCAAGAACUACUGAAGUCCUUUAGGGAGAAACAUCAGCAGGAACUACUGAAGUCCUGUAGGGAGAAACAUCAGCAGGAACUACUGAAAUCCUGUAGGGAGAAACAUCAGCAGGAACUACUGAAGUCCUUUAGGGAGAAACAUCAGAAGGAACUACUGAAGUCCUUUAGGGAGAAACAUCAGCAGGAACUACUGAAGUCCUUUAGGGAGAAACAUCAGCAGGAACUACUGAAGUCCUGUAGGGAGAAACAUCAGCAGGAACUACUGAAGUCCUUUAGGGAGAAACAUCAGCAGGAACUACUGAAGUCCUGUAGGGAGAAACAUCAGCAGGAACUACUGAAGUCCUUUAGGGAGAAACAUCAGCAGGAACUACUGAAGUCCUUUAGGGAGAAACAUCAGCAAGAACUACUGAAGUCCUGUAGGGAGAAACAUCAGCAGGAACUACUGAAAUCCUGUAGGGAGAAACAUCAGCAGGAACUACUGAAGUCCUUUAGGGAGAAACAUCAGAAGGAACUACUGAAGUCCUUUAGGGAGAAACAUCAGCAGGAACUACUGAAGUCCUUUAGGGAGAAACAUCAGCAGGAACUACUGAAGUCCUGUAGGGAGAAACAUCAGCAGGAACUACUGAAGUCCUUUAGGGAGAAACAUCAGCAGGAACUACUGAAGUCCUUUAGGGAGAAACAUCAGCAGGAACUACUGAAGUCCUGUAGGGAGAAACAUCAGCAGGAACUACUGAAGUCCUUUAGGGAGAAACAUCAGCAGGAACUACUGAAGUCCUUUAGGGAGAAACAUCAGCAGGAACUACUGAAGUCCUGUAGGGAGAAACAUCAGCAGGAACUACUGAAGUCCUGUAGGGAGAAACAUCAGCAGGAACUACUGAAGUCCUUUAGGGAGAAACAUCAGCAAGAACUACUGAAGUCCUUUAGGGAGAAACAUCAGCAAGAACUACUGAAGUCCUUUAGGGAGAAACAUCAGCAGGAACUACUGAAGUCCUUUAGGGAGAAACAUCAGCAGGAACUACUGAAGUCCUUUAGGGAGAAACAUCAGCAGGAACUACUGAAGUCCUUUAGGGAGAAACAUCAGCAGGAACUACUGAAGUCCUUUAGGGAGAAACAUCAGCAGGAACUACUGAAGUCCUUUAGGGAGAAACAUCAGAAGGAACUACUGAAGUCCUUUAGGGAGAAACAUCAGCAGGAACUACUGAAGUCCUUUAGGGAGAAACAUCAGCAGGAACUACUGAAGUCCUUUAGGGAGAAACAUCAGCAGGAACUACUGAAGUCCUUUAGGGAGAAACAUCAGCAGGAACUACUGAAGUCCUGUAGGGAGAAACAUCAGCAGGAACUACUGAAGUCCUGUAGGGAGAAACAUCAGCAGGAACUACUGAAGUCCUGUAGGGAGAAACAUCAGCAGGAACUACUGAAGUCCUUUAGGGAGAAACAUCAGCAGGAACUACUGAAGUCCUUUAGGGAGAAACAUCAGCAGGAACUACUGAAGUCCUUUAGGGAGAAACAUCAGCAGGAACUACUGAAGUCCUGUAGGGAGAAACAUCAGCAAGAACUACUGAAGUCCUUUAGGGAGAAACAUCAGCAGGAACUACUGAAGUCCUUUAGGGAGAAACAUCAGCAGGAACUACUGAAGUCCUUUAGGGAGAAACAUCAGCAGGAACUACUGAAGUCCUUUAGGGAGAAACAUCAGCAGGAACUACUGAAGUCCUUUAGGGAGAAACAUCAGCAGGAACUACUGAAGUCCUUUAGGGAGAAACAUCAGCAGGAACUACUGAAGUCCUUUAGGGAGAAACAUCAGCAGGAACUACUGAAGUCCUUUAGGGAGAAACAUCAGCAGGAACUACUGAAGUCCUUUAGGGAGAAACAUCAGCAGGAACUACUGAAGUCCUGUAGGGAGAAACAUCAGCAGGAACUACUGAAGUCCUGUAGGGAGAAACAUCAGCAGGAACUACUGAAGUCCUUUAGGGAGAAACAUCAGCAAGAACUACUGAAGUCCUUUAGGGAGAAACAUCAGCAGGAACUACUGAAGUCCUUUAGGGAGAAACAUCAGCAGGAACUACUGAAGUCCUUUAGGGAGAAACAUCAGCAGGAACUACUGAAGUCCUUUAGGGAGAAACAUCAGCAGGAACUACUGAAGUCCUGUAGGGAGAAACAUCAGCAGGAACUACUGAAGUCCUUUAGGGAGAAACAUCAGCAGGAACUACUGAAGUCCUGUAGGGAGAAACAUCAGCAGGAACUACUGAAGUCCUGUAGGGAGAAACAUCAGCAGGAACUACUGAAGUCCUUUAGGGAGAAACAUCAGCAGGAACUACUGAAGUCCUUUAGGGAGAAACAUCAGCAGGAACUACUGAAGUCCUUUAGGGAGAAACAUCAGCAGGAACUACUGAAGUCCUUUAGGGAGAAACAUCAGCAGGAACUACUGAAGUCCUGUAGGGAGAAACAUCAGCAGGAACUACUGAAGUCCUUUAGGGAGAAACAUCAGCAGGAACUACUGAAGUCCUUUAGGGAGAAACAUCAGCAGGAACUACUGAAGUCCUUUAGGGAGAAACAUCAGCAGGAACUACUGAAGUCCUUUAGGGAGAAACUUCAGCAGGAACUACUGAAGUCCUGUAGGGAGAAACAUCAGCAGGAACUACUGAAGUCCUUUAGGGAGAAACAUCAGCAGGAACUACUGAAGUCCUUUAGGGAGAAACAUCAGCAGGAACUACUGAAGUCCUUUAGGGAGAAACAUCAGAAGUUUCCAGAGACCCUGGCUGGUUUAUUCUCUAAUGUACCAUUUAUCUCAAUAAGACUGGAUUAGUUAUUGUUUGUCCCAGUUUAAACGAACAACAACUUUAUAAUGUAUACAUAAAGUCUUCAUAAACACAAUAUAAAUGCUUCACCAAUCAUCUAUAAACUAAUGUCAUACUGUAUAAAUGAUUUAUAAAGUGUGACAUAACAACUCCCUAUGUAGGGUGCAUUGCCACACUAUGUGAAUCCCUAAAAAGGCUAUGCUUUAUUACAUGUGAAAGAAUGUGUUCUGACCACACUCUGACACUUCAACAUAAGGUCUGUGUACAUAUAGACAUGUAUUACUGUAUGCUAUAUAAAGCCUUUAUAACUUGUGGUUCGCUUAAAGUGGGACCUUAACAUUUAGGCAGAUGAGUGCAGACAAUGCACAACCGCACACACACACACACACACACAC
Molecule: messenger RNA, 4311 nt
Organism: Salmo salar (Atlantic salmon)
Lineage: Eukaryota; Metazoa; Chordata; Actinopteri; Salmoniformes; Salmonidae
Source: RefSeq, a predicted model, not a curated record